AUGCCAGAACUUUCACCUAAAAAAAGAGGAAUUAUUGCUGCAUUAUAUGAACAAGGUUUAUUUCAAAGAGAAAUAUCUGAAAAGCUCGGUUGUUCAUUAUCAACUGUAAGUAGAACUUUAAAAAGGCAUAAAGAAGAGCCCCAAUUAAAUUUUUCUUCAAAGAUGAGAUCAGGCUGGCCCAGAGCAACCACCUCAAGAACUGACAAACUUAUUGGCCGGAUCAGCCAUGCAAAUCCACGGCUAUCUGCACAAGAGAUUUCAAAAGAAGUUUUUAUUGAGAAAAAAGAUGGUGCACCAUGCCACACAGCCAAAAUUGUAAAGAAGUGGUUUGAUGAUGAAGGAAUUCAAACCCUUGAAAAUUGGCCUGGGUCAUCACCAGAUCUUAAUGUUAUUGAAAAUUGUUGGCAAUAUUAUGAAUGUCUACUCUUAGCGGGAGACCUAAAUUACCCAAAUAUAAAAUGGAAUGAGAAUGAUGAGAAUAUCCAAACAGUGUUAAAAAAUGAUAGACAAGCACAAAUUUUUUUAGACAAUUUAAAUGAUAACUUUUUGACUCAAAACGUCACAAAACCAACCUUUAAUUCAGGGACACUGUCAGAAGGCAAUACCUUAGAUUUGAUUUUAACCGAUGCACCAGAGCGUAUUUCGAUCAUAGGCUAUAAUCCUCCGUUAAGCAAUUUAAAUAAUGCACAUCAGAUAUUGUAUUGGAAUUACAUCUUAAAAAAACCAACAACAUCAAAAUCUUCCUAUGGGAAAUCAAAGUUUAACUACAAAGCCGGAAAUUAUCAAGAAAUGAACAAUUCAUUCCAUAGUAUAAGAUGGUCACAUAUUUUUUCUAAUAAAAACGUUGAUGAAUGCUACAAAAUUUUUGUAAAUAAAUAUCAAGAAUUAUCUGACUGUUAUAUACCUAAAAAAGUGCAUAAACACAUAGCUUUAAAACCAUAUAUUGACAAACAAAUUAAGACUGAAAUCAGACAUAAAACAACCUUAUGGAACAAAUUAAUAUCAAAUAAAUCCAAAUCACCCAUUUUGGUUCAGCAAUACAAAAUACAAAAUGUUUACAAAGCUAUCGGAGUAGAUGGGAUAAGCCCAUAUGUUUUAAAUAAAUGUCAUAGUACUCUCUGUGAACCAUUACAUUUAAUAUAUAUAAAAUCGUUGACUGAGAAAAAAUUACCUGAACUCUGGAAAUUAGCAAAUAUAACACCAAUUUUUAAAAAAGGUAAUACGAACAUUGCAUCUAAUUACAGGCCAAUCUCAUUGACUUCUAUCCCAUGUAAAGUUUUGGAAUCACUCAUUAGAGAUGAAAUUAUGGAUUAUCUAAUAAAUAACAGCUUAUUAAAUGAAAAUCAGCAUGGGUUCAGAAAAAAUAAAAGCUGCACAACAAACCUAUUGGAAACUCUUGAUAUCAUAACAGAUGCACUAGAAAAUGGCCACUCAGUUGAUAUGUUGUAUCUAGACUUUGAAAAGGCUUUCGAUAAAGUACCACACUCGCGUUUGAUCACUAAACUUCAAUCAUAUGGUAUUGUGAGAAAUUAUCUGGGAUGGAUAGAGAACUUUUUAACUAACAGAAAACAGAGAGUGGUCCUUGGCGACACAGUCUCAGAUUGGCUACCAGUUAUUAGUGGUGUACCACAGGGGUCAGUUUUAGGACCACUGCUGUUUUUGAUUUUUAUUAAUGAUUUGCCAGAUCAAGUCAAAAACCCUAUUAAACUUUACGCUGAUGAUAGUAAAAUAAUAAAUAUUAUAAAAAAUCCUAAUGAUUCAAUAAGCCUUCAAAAUGAUAUAAAUAACAUAAUGGCAUGGGCAUCUAUUUGGCUCACAAAAAUUAAUUAUGAAAAGUGCAAAGUUAUGCAUAUUGGGAAAAAAAAUCCAAAUGCUACAUUUAUAAUGACUGAUAUUGAUUGCAAUUACAAUUAUACAUUGUGUAACACAAAAGCUGAACGUGAUUUGGGUAUAAUGGUUCAAUCCGAUUUAAAAUGGCACUCAUAA
This is a messenger RNA of Hydra vulgaris (swiftwater hydra), 1986 nucleotides long. The record is from RefSeq and is a predicted model, not a curated record. Lineage: Eukaryota; Metazoa; Cnidaria; Hydrozoa; Anthoathecata; Hydridae.